AUGCAGGGAACAGGCUGGCCUGUUGAAGGUAGCAAAACAAAUCUUUGUGAUGGGCUAGCCUCCGAGAAAGGGAUAGUUGGUCUCUCUUUGGGCCGAGAAACUCAGGAAAAUGGGCCAAGGCAUGGAGGCAAGUGGGCUGACUAUGGUUUCGGGGGUGGGCCGAAGAAGGACGAGCCUAACCUGUGUCAAGGAGAUGAUGCGAAGCUUCAUAAAAAAGGGUUUGGGCUUCAAUUGGGUUGUCUAGUUGAAUCUCUUUUAUAUGGUGUGGGCUUGAAUGAGAAGGGAGAUGCAUUUGUGGGCUUAGAUGGUGGAUUCUCAAGAAAGCAUGGGCCAUUAGCAAUUGAAGAAGCCACUAAGCAAUCUGAUAGGCUAUCCCCAAGGAAGAUAAACUCUAGUCCAGAGUUUUGA
Messenger RNA from Linum trigynum, 408 nucleotides. The record is from the annotation of a GenBank genome assembly. NCBI's taxonomy places the organism in Eukaryota, Viridiplantae, Streptophyta, Magnoliopsida, Malpighiales, Linaceae.